AUAAUUAUUUCAUAUUAAAUUACUUAAAAUUUCUUGAAAACUAUAUAGUAAUAUAAUAAAUUUAAUGAAUUAAACUAGACAGAAAGAGAUUCUUUCAAUUCCGGUAUCCCAAACGCGGCCCAAGGCGAUGGUUGGUGAAACUCAUACCCAGGCCCGCCUGUUGCAUGAAUCCUUGCACAGAUUUUGAAUACAAACGCGUAGCGAAUUGGCGAAUUGAAGAUCUGAGAGGAGAAGAAGCUGAGAAUUCGAAACAUUUAAUAACGAAAAUAAGAAAAGCAAAAGCAAAUUACUACACGAAGCCGGUAAUUUCAUGGAAGGUUUAAUGAGUGCACGAGUCGCCUCACUUCAUACAAAUCACAUACGGCAUUACUGUCCUUCUAUUUCUAUAUUUACGCCGCAACUAACAAAAAAAUCAUAUAGUAGUUUUGUUGCGAUGAAGAAAGAUCCCAAAUCAUUUAAUUCCGUUGCUGCAUCAGUUCAACCUUUAGAAGCCUCGUCGUUAGGCCGAUUCAACAACACGCUACCAUCCAAAGAGGUUCUUGAGCUGUGGCGAAAUGCGGAUGCUGUAUGCUUUGAUGUGGAUAGCACUGUGUGCCUAGAUGAAGGCAUUGAUGAACUUGCAGAAUUUUGUGGAGCUGGAAAGGCUGUUGCAGAAUGGACUGCUAGAGCAAUGAAUGGAUCUGUACCCUUUGAGGAGGCCUUGGCUGCUAGGCUGUCUCUAUUUAACCCAUCCCUAUCACAGGUGCAGGAUUUCCUUGAGAAAAGGCCACCAAGGAUUUCUCCUGACAUGGAUGAAUUGGUCAAGAAGCUGAAGGCUAAUAAUGCCAAUGUUUAUUUGAUCUCUGGAGGUUUUCGUCAAAUGAUCAAUCCUGUUGCAUCAAUCCUUGGGAUUCCACCUGAUAACAUUUUUGCCAAUCAACUGCUGUUUGGAGGCUCUGGGGAGUUCUCAGGGUUUGAUACUAGUGAGCCUACUUCAAGGAGUGGAGGGAAAGCUACUGCAGUUCAACAUAUAAGGAAGGCUCAUGGGUACCGGGCUUUAGUCAUGAUUGGAGAUGGUGCUACUGAUCUUGAGGCCCGUAAACCAGGAGGUGCUGACUUGUUUAUUUGCUAUGCUGGAGUUCAACUUCGAGAGGCUGUUGCAGCAAAAUCUGAUUGGCUGGUGUUUAGUUUUAGAGAUCUAAUGAAUGCCUUGGAAUAGCUUCUGUUUUUUGGCAUUUUUCUUUAAUAUUAUCUUGGUGGGUUGCCCAGGGCACCUGCAUUUCAUAGUUAUAUUCUUGCCAUUUGUUGUAAUUGUUAUUAUUUGUCUUUAUCAUGUCAUGGAUUGUGAAAAAAAUAAAAUAAAACAUGAGAGAAUAAAUGAAGUGUGAGCAUUUGAUAUCA
Molecule: messenger RNA, 1380 nt
Organism: Malania oleifera
Lineage: Eukaryota; Viridiplantae; Streptophyta; Magnoliopsida; Santalales; Ximeniaceae
Product: phosphoserine phosphatase, chloroplastic
Exons: 8
Coding region: 311-1198 (295 amino acids)
Biological process (GO): L-serine biosynthetic process; dephosphorylation
Cellular component (GO): cytoplasm
Molecular function (GO): magnesium ion binding; L-phosphoserine phosphatase activity
Source: RefSeq, a predicted model, not a curated record